Messenger RNA from Patiria miniata (bat star), 9480 nucleotides. RefSeq names its product DNA-binding protein RFX7-like. Gene Ontology annotation, molecular function: RNA polymerase II cis-regulatory region sequence-specific DNA binding; DNA-binding transcription factor activity, RNA polymerase II-specific. The transcript is spliced from 7 exons. Gene Ontology annotation, biological process: regulation of transcription by RNA polymerase II. NCBI's taxonomy places the organism in Eukaryota, Metazoa, Echinodermata, Asteroidea, Valvatida, Asterinidae. The record is from RefSeq and is a predicted model, not a curated record. The coding region runs from base 312 to 4637 and encodes 1441 amino acids.
GCACAUGUGCAUUGUGUAUUAUGCUGAUUUUGUGUAUUUUCUGUCAUGCGAUCGUAUUAACAUUGCAAUGCUGGAAAAUGAGUGCUAUCACGAUGAAUUAGGGAACAUUUUGGUGUUAGUUGGGGGCCGAAAGCCCUUCGACUGACCCACCGAUCACCACUGGUGACAAUCCAGUGGUCACCUAUAUUCCUGGGGCUGCAUUUUGUACUGAUGUGGAAACUUUAGGUAAACAGUUUGACGUGAUAGAAGUUCAUUUCAAAGCCAAGUCUGUCCCCGGCCCCGAACAACUAAACACUAACUUUGGCAACAUUAUGGCGGAUCCUGAAAAUGAAAGUAGGCCCAGCAAAGGCAAAUCAGCUACUAGAAGUGACGGAUUAUCACCCACUGAUCUGAUGACUGAGCAACUGGAAGCCUCAAUAAGCCCCAAUGUGAAGCGAAGGAUAGACGCGAUGGUAGCCGAAGUCAAUAAAUUCAAUGACCUUGAGAAGCUGCUGUUGUACCUGAAGCUGCCGACGGGCGUCAGCGGGUUCGAUUCCAACCGGCUGAAAAGCUCAUCCCCCUCGCUAGCGGUCACCCGCAUCGAGCAGACACAGGCUUUCAACUGGAUCCGGAGUCAUCUCGAGGAGUGCAGCGAUACGUCGCUUCCUAAACAUGAAGUAUAUGAGGACUAUCGCUUGCACUGUGAUUCGGCCACUCGUCGGGUCUUGAGCCCCGCAGACUUUGGCAAGAUCAUGAAGAGUGUCUUUCCCCAGGUCAAACAGCGACGUCUUGGCACACGCGGAAAUGCCAAAUAUUGCUACAGCGGCCUACGCAAAAAAAGUGAGAUCCAGCCACCAUUACUGCCAAGCAUGGAAUCACCACGCAAAAUUGGACCAAAUGACAUACCUCACAGCUCUUCCUCUUGCAAGUGCAGCCAAGAACAACAGCAGGCCGACCUGGCCAACACCAUUGUCAUCUGUGAAUGGGCCGAGAAGAUCUUUGCCACCCACUUCCAAACCACAGAUGAGAUUGCCCACCACCUUGCCAGCAAUAAGUUAGUCUCUAGUUCCAUGGCUUCCUUCACAGUACUCUCCAGUGGCAAGGAUUCCUUGUCGUCAUCGUCGAGGUCGCUGCGGUCGGAUUUUGCAGUGGCGAAACUGCCUAUUACACCGGAAGAGCGGCGGAAGGAGACACAGCAUCAACUGCAGAAGAAGAUACAGCAGCGGCAACUUCACAAGAUGAAGGAAGAACAGUUGCGACAGGCCAACGAGCGACUUCCGGCACUGAAGCCUGGAGACCCCAUCAAGGGUGCCAAACAGCGAGACGACCGAAAAGUACUGAACAGGAGCCACAGUAUGCCUGAUGAGAUGCAAAUGAAUGCAAGAACUGAUUCACACAGGGGGGAGAAUAAAGAACUGGACAAGGCCCCCAAUGGUAGCCAGUUUGGUAACCAGCAGGUUGAUCAUAAUGCUAGCCUAGCUCACCAAUCAGGGUUACAGACAAACAACAACAGCAAUAACAACAGUAACCAGCUACCUGUUUCAAGCUCGGUAACCACCACCGUUACAACAGUCAAGGAAAGUCCAAACAACAAACGUCGUUUCACACCCAUACAACCCAAGACUCCCGUGAGGGAUGGUGCAGUAAAAAUGCCCCUGAAUGUCAACAACUUACCCAAUGGGCCGAUGGUGUUUUUUCAGCCGAACGGAACAAUUCUGAAUUCAAAAGGGCAAAAGCUUCCCCCUGGAGUCCAGUUCAUUCAAAUAUCAAGUCUCUCUAAUGGCUCCAUGCCUCAGAUGGCUACCAUUCCCAUACAGAACAUUCCUAACCCCAAGCUGGUUGCCUCUGGGACAGCCAAGUCAUCCGUUUCAUCACCAGGAACGUCUAGAGCUCAGAAUGUCAUUGCUGUGCCAGUAUCUCCUGGACAGGUCUUGAAAGGUUCUCCUGUCGCAGGGGGUGUACUUGUUGUCAAACAGUCCCCUCAAGCAGGCCUUGCCGCUAACUUUGUGAAUGGCUCUCUACAAGGUAACAAGGUGUCAGUCGGACAGAAAGACCCUACGACGACAUUGCCAUCCCAUAGCAACACUCACAUGCUGCAGUUACAGUCAGACGCAGGAGGUGCGUCACCUCAGGGAGGCUGUAGUGCCACUCAUUCAGGUAUUAUCCCCUCUUUGACUUCUACAUCACUUCUUUCAAGCAAACAGGAUGUCCUCACCUCGCCCCCUGUCCAGCCAAAUUCGACCCCAGCUUGCUCAUACACUGCAAACACCUCAACAGUACUCCUUCGGUCUGCACAUGUGGAGCCUCAGAAGACUUCACCACAAGCAGAUAAUCACCCAUCAUCUGCUAUGAAUCAAGUUGCAGUUAAUAAAUUAAAUGAGGUGAAUCCAGUUGCCGUAGGCAUUCCAACAGCUUCUGUUUCUCAUCACCCAUCAACAGCAGUCACCUUUUCGACCUUUCCAUUUCAGAAGCAGACAAUGACAGCUCGGGAUGGUAUGUCCAUGGCAGGGAAUCAUGAUUUGAAUGUGUUAUCCUCACAGGGUGGGCUAACGUGUGGUCUUGCUGCAAGUGACCACAAGCAGAUACCUGCCAAUUCAGCAUCUGCACUUCUGGCGAUCUUGUCCAACACUGCCAAUAAGGAGCAAGGUCUUGAGGAAAGCAGAGGAGCUAGCAAGGUAGCCAGAGCCAACCCCCAGAUUGGAGGAAGUAAUCAUAACCUCCAGCCUGCAAUCAUUUCUAUGACAGGAACUUCAUCAAUAUCACAAUUGGCUCAACAAAAUAUGGGUGGUUUAGUUUCUACAGCAUACAAAGCUUCACAAGAUGCACAUUUGAAGUCCAACAUGAUGUCCUCUGCAAGCCUGAAAAACGUGCCAGCUGUGCCAGUUCAGUUGACCAGGGCUCAAAAAGACCUACCACCAGCUUCUAACAGCGGUCUGAUAUCAAUAUUAACAGCACCAAGUCUUGAAACAAGUCAUGUGAGUAACCUGCACCCGGCAAACCAACAGGUCAAGGAAGGCCAUCAACAGAUUUCAUCCUCGUAUCAGAGCAUUCCUGUGUACAGCCUCCCAAUAAACACUGCUAAUCAACCUCUUGAUCUAGCGGCACAUCGGAUUCAGCUGCCCAUUGCUAUGGAGUUAGGUAACAAGAGGCUGGCUUUAUCACCUGUCCACGUCGACCAGUCUUCAUCUGCAGUCUCCCUCCAACAUCGAACAUUACUCCCACAGAUCAAUGAGGUAGGCUGUAAUGCCAUGGAAGAUGUCAACACCAGUAUCCUGAUCAAGCAGGAAAUGGAAAACCUUGGAAGUCAGUUGGUUCAGCAAGGGAUACCAGUCACGCAGCCUAUCAGCUUUGUGAAUGGUAUUGCCCAGGGUACAGCAGUGAUUGGCAUCCAACAGCCAGCAGGCAUGGAAUGCCAAGGAAGACAGAGUACUACAUCUAGUUUAAACCCACAUUCUAACACAGCAACACCUAUACCGCUGGGGAUAGAGAGUGUUCCCCAAAGCCCCAACGACCCCAACCAGGUGUAUUUCACAUUCACACCGAUCCAGCAGAGCACAGAGCAAGUUGGUGUAAGUGUAACCAGCCCCAGCCCGGUGAAGCCAAUGCAGAAGCCCAAGCCAAAGUUUGGCACUUCACAGGUAAGCUUUGUUGCCCCCAAUCGCAAACGACGAACUUCGGGUUCAACAAGGCGACCAAACACCAACGGCACAAUAAAUUGUCUUCCUCCUGCUGUCAGCCGUCAGAUCACACCCACCCCCUCUCCCAGCGGUAGUCGUUGCUCGACGCCACUAUCACCAUCCUUGGUUUCAGCAAUCAGCCAAGCAGAUGCUGCAAGUAUGCCACCCCCAUCACCUGUGACAGUCCUAUCUGACCCUAGUCAGUCUAUGAGCAACAGGGCAUCUACAAAGCGUGACCUGUCUAGCCAAAGUCAAACACCAUGGGGGACACAGGUCAUCAGUAACAGGAAGAGGAAUCCAUCCGGGCCUGCAACCUUGAUGCAGCCGACCAAACAGCUUUCGUUAGAUGCAGCUACCUUUUUACCCGAAGAGAUAACAGAUCUUAACAUCCGUAGCUACAAUCCCAAUUUGGAGUUGAACACCUCACAGCAUUAUCAGCGAAGUCAUAGUGUUCCUCUGCCAGCCUACCAGCCAGUCGUACUCAGUCAGGACAGGUUCAUAUCCAACUUCCCCGCAUCUGUUGAGCAGCGAGGGGUAACCGUCAAUAACCGGAGUUUUGGAGCUAAGCGCAACCUUACCCAGGAGUUGCAGGAGAUCCAAGUCACAGACGAAGACUUCAAUCCCGAAGAGCAUUUCCUUGAAGGGAGUGACACAGCUUUUAAUGAUCUCCUGAAUGCUGACUUGCAGCAACCCACCCAGGGUCAAGGGUCAUGGGUCAGCAACAUGCAGCCAGAGUGCUCCACCGAAUUGGCUGUGGAUUUCCCGAUGACGUCUUGCAGCUCGGAAAGAGACACUGAGAAUGAGCUAGAUCUUGCCCAGGGAUUAGGGGAUAAUUCCAAUAGCACCACGUCGACUUUGAAUGAAGAGAUAGCUGCCAUGGAUGACAUGGGCUCCAAUCCAGUCUUUCAUGAUUUCACCCUUCCAAGCUGGCCCCAGAUGGGUAGUAGUGGCAAUCUAGCCUCACUGGAAUGCAGUAUGUAAUCCAGAACCCAGUCAGGGGACUAGACCAAGAGAGAGAUUUACCAGUUCCCAAGCUCAAAAUAUUGUUGCCUUUAUGAAGCAGUUCAGUUUCUUCAGCUUGCUUCAUACCAGAGGAAUAGUUUCAUAAACUUUUGAAGAUUUGAAAAUCAACUGUUACUGGAAAGGGAGUGUGUUUAGCCUCCUGUCUGCAGUCGGAUGUAAAAUCUUUUCGUUAUUUUUUGUUCGUGCAUAAUGGAGCCGGCCAACUGAUUUCCAACUCAUCUGUUCAUCUACACAUAAAUCAUCACAGGAACAUUGCUUUCAGUGGUGAGUGGGUGAACACUGUGAGCUUGUGUGGAGUUUGUUUUUGGGUUUACUUUGGCCAGCUUUGUUUUGGCAAGACGUGACCAUAAUUCAGAGAUAAGCAUUGGUCACAAAAUGAGUUUUAAGAAUGUGUACAUUGAGUAUUCAGAUUUUUGACGUACAUUUUGUGUAGAUAACGUUUUUCCGUUUUUUGUUAACCUACGCACAGAGUGUAGUGUAUGUGCAACCUUUCUAUGCCGUUAUUUGUCAGUUGUAGAACUGACUUUGUUCAAUUUGUAUUGAGUCAAUGUGAAUAGAUUUGAACAUAUUUUGUGAAGAUUUUUGAGUAAAUACUAAAAAUGUAAAUACUAGAAAAACAAGCUACUUUUUGGCAUUUUAAAAAGUGUAGUUUCAUGUAGCUUUUACCGUUGUGUGAAUAAAUUAAAUGCAUUUUUGAAAUGUUUUUUCUGGCACAGUUUGUUACAGAUUUUUUAGAAUUCUCUGUAUUUUAGAUAUGAAGUGGAAUUGGAUGCCAGUUUCAUGUGUGUUUUGUGAUACUUGGAAAAAUGGUUUUGUUUUGUUUUUAAUCUUCUGAAAGUGUAAGAACUUUCCGGUAACUUUGCGUGUCUUGAAAUUUACAGAUAGUGCAUUCGUGUUUGUUCAAACAAAUUAAAUGAAUUGAUCCCUGGUUUAAUAGGUUUUCCAUAUUGGUAUGAUGUUGUCUUAGUUACGUGUUAAUGAAAAAAACAAAUGUCAAAACUGACAAUGAAAUGUGACAAAUGAAAUAAACGUUUGAACAAUCAUUAUGUACAUGAAUAUUUAAAAUAAAAACAAAUUAUAAUUAUAUAUUUUCAUAAAUAUGGGAUUGAUUGUUCAUUAGAUUGGGAGGUGUUGUAAUGUGUACGUGUACAUCAACAACAUGUACAGGUAGAAAAUGCCUUUGACUUUUUAGGAAACUCGUUUAGAUACAUGUACAAAAUUGCACAGUUAUGUCAUUUUUAUACCAUUUUCUUCAUUUGCUUGUACAGUUGAAUUUAAUUGGGUGCAGGCACAGUUUUACAUGAAAUGUUUUGGAGCUUUUUUGGAGGGGGAGAGAGAAGUUGCGAGGCUAAUAUAUUCGAAGCAUUUUCAGAAAUGAGCAAAAUAUUUAAAUCAGACUAGAGAUGUGUGGAUAAUCCAUCGGUGAAGAAUUCUGUGGUAGCACAACUUACAUGUAUGUAUCUCUUUUGUGAGUUGUGUGGUUUUGGGAACCAAUUGUGGCUUUCCCUAUGCUCUUUCAACUUGUAUGUUUUAUUCCAACCAAAAGUUCCCUUUUUUUCUUGUUUGGAUGUCUGCAACCCUGCCAAACACCUUUUUGGGGGGUGGGGCACAAACAGACUGGUUCCCGGUCCGUUCAUUAUCGAUACUGAUCGUAGGGCGGGAACCUGCCUCCCCCGCGAAAAUGGAAUUAUUAUCUGACAGCCAGUAAUUGGAAAUUUGUAGAGUAACAAUUUAAUAACUAAACACUGGCCGAUUAUUUUUCGGUUGAUUUUUUUCGUUCAAAAGUAAAGAACUUUUGCAUUACUAGAAAUAUAGCAAUUUCGAAAACAAAUUCUAUUUUUCGGGAUGAAACUCCAAAUUAGCACAGGGAAUGCAAAUGUCAACUUGGACAUUCCAACGGUGUACCCCCAGUACCUGCUCUGGUUGUUUCACAGUGUUCUCCUGAAGAGCAGUGUUCGAAAUAUCCAGUUAAACCAAUUCUUCUCAUAAUCACACACAACUCACAAACAAGAUUUACAUGAUGCCACUACAAAUCCUUCAAUCAUUUAUCCAGAUUUUUCAGAAAAUAAUUCUCAACAAAACAAGCGCUUUAGGACUGCAUUCCGUUGGGUAACACUACAGGAAUGCUGUACAAUGUGAACAAAAAUCCCUUCACAAAACUCCAGCAACUGCCCCUAUGUAGAACUGUGCCUAGUUGUUCAGCUUUCAUGUUUUGCAGAUGGUCGGCCCUCUUGCGGUGUCACACUUGCAUGCAUCAUAGAAUGUGGAAAUGCCUUGAUUGUAAAGAUGGUGGGUUUACCAGGAGGGGUAAUGAGUGUCAGAGGUCAUAUGUGGCUAAAGUUUUUGGGUGACGAGGCUUUAUAGAUCGUUAUGGAACAAGCUUGGCAGAAAAAAAAAAAACAGCAUGUAUGCACAACUACGAUUUUUUUUAAUUUUUGGGGCAACUUCUUGCAAUGUUGAAUGACCCCCGACCAAAAUUACCCAUUCCUACAAAUCUUUUGCCUGUGCACACCUGCUGUUUUUAAAUUUGUUAACUUAGCAUUCGUUCCCGUUGAGAAGCUGAAGAUUAUUUUGACGUUGCGCCGUCUGUGCUUGCGAUGGUCUUUUGAUAUGGUGCAUUUUACUUGUGGAUUCGGGCUUUAGGGUGGUGGCCUUUUUAUUCAAGCAGUGCAGAAUACCUGAUGCUCAGUGGAAAGUACAUGAAUGUGCCAUGCUCUCUGUCCAUGUUACAGCCUCAAUCUGAUGGAGCACCUAAAUGAUGAGAUGACGAUCUCCUACACCACUCAAAAUCCAAAGAAGAAUCGUCAUAACCUGUAGAAAUUUCAGCUCGGUGGAUACACUUUUGGAAAAAACAGUGAAAAACCAUGCACAACCUUUUGAUCUCGAAACACGAUUUCAUCCAUAGCACUAUAUUUUCAAAAAAUAAGUCAAUUAACUGUUGAUUGGAAAUCACGUAAAUUUCUUGAUUUCUCCUAAAUGACAGCAAGCAAGACGGAAUAAUUUCACGGGGUGUUUAAUAUCAGCAGAUCUUUAAUCCAAGCAAGCUUGUUGAUAAUUAUGUGGUAGUUUACUUUUGGGAUAAAAUACACAUGAUCUUUUAUAAACCUUAAAAAAAAGAAGCAAAUCACUAGAACGGAAAUGCUUUAAUAAAAAAGCAGUACAAAAAUAGAAAAAAAUAAAUCGAUGUUGAGCAUGUUUUCCAAGUUGGGUGCGACAUCUACUUUCUACUGAGCAUCAAUACAUUCUGCUUCCUAGUUAUUCUCAGGUUUUCAAUGAAGAAAAAAGUGAAAGAAGGAAUUGUACAUUUUCUAGCACUUUUGCUAGAUGUUUUUUCUACGCCGUGUAUAAAAAAGACAAUUUGUAGUCGUUUCUUGAAUCCAACAUUGUCAUUUUUAUUAAUGAAGGAGGGUGAGAAAGUGCGUGUAGACUCACACCUUGAAAUGUUCGAUACUGGGAACAGGAGUUAAAGAGCGAGUUAAUUUGAGUGCUUAUUUUUUCUUUUUCCAAAGACAUUUAUUGUAAUUAGCAUUUUAGGAAGGCAUUAUUGCAUUGCAGUUGGUCAUCGUGGCUGUUUUAUUAAUUGCUAAAGCUUUGCCACCAUGGGAAGAGAAUACAGUUUUUAUGGUCAGAUUCCCCCCCCCCCCUUGUAUGGAAGAUGCAUCCCUGUGGUAUGGAAGAUGCAUCCCUGUGGUAUGGGAGAAAGUCUCCUGCAAAGAAAUAGUAUUGGUUUGCCGGUGCGACGGUUUUCAAAGAACAUUCCCCCAAAAGCCAGGUUUGAAUACCUCAUAAAUGUUGGUCAGUGUCGGACUGUUGCUGUGCCCAAGCACAAUCUUUUAGGUGAGAAAUAAUUGUGGCUGUCAAACGAAAAUGAACCUUUCCAAUUUUGUGAGAAUAAUUUGCAGCCCUUUUUAAAUUUCAUUUAAAAAUAUAAGUUGCCACAGUUUUGCCUUGUGCAAAAAUUGUAUGGCUUUUCUCCGAGUUGGAGGGUCAUAAAAUGUUAAAAAAUUAUACCCUAAGUUUCAAAUUGAUGGUGCUGUUGAGCAGAAAAUAUGUGAUCUGUCGGCACAAAAAUGAGCUUAAAGUCAGACUUUUGAAGAAUUUAAAAUAUUUAUAUUUCGGGAAUCUGAAAAUCAAGAGCUUUCCAAUGGUAUCACUUUCGGGUACGAAGUACAGUAACAGAAAGACUGUUGUAGAACAAAGUUUUGAGAAAAUGGCAUUUAAAAUUCCUGCCAUUGUAUUACAGUGAAUGAACAGUCGACCGAUAAAGUGGGAUGAAAAUAGGUUUUAAAGAUGUUUUGUAUAACAAACAAAAAAUUGGGAAUGGUAGAAAAGGAAUCAUGGAUUGAGUUUCACCAGAAAAAAAAUUCUACCACCCCUUUGGAUUUUCCUUUGCCCCACAAUUUGCAGCUUAAAGCUUAAUUUGUUCUGACAGGUCACAUAUUGCUUAACAGAUAGUCCUAAGCAGACAUAUAGGCCCAAUUUCAUGGCGCUGCUUAACAGUUAGCAGAAAAUUGUGCUUACUAUAGCAGGAAAUUGUGCUAACCUUAAGCACUAUUUCAUGGUUGAAUGUGCUAAUGGUUACGUGCGCAUGCAGAUUUAUAUUUUUACGUCACUAAUUUAAGCAUUUUUUCCUCCGGGGGUUAAGCGUGCUUUUGCUGUGCUUACUGCUUACGGUCUCCAUGAAAUAGACAGGCUCAGUUAGCAGACAAUUUGUGUGCUUAGCAGCACCAUAAAUUGGGCCCAGCUUAAAAGUAAGCGCAAGUAAUAUACAUCAUGCUCUUUAGGUUGACCAUUCUUGCUA